Messenger RNA from Acaulospora morrowiae, 1827 nucleotides. Lineage: Eukaryota; Fungi; Glomeromycota; Glomeromycetes; Diversisporales; Acaulosporaceae. The record is from the annotation of a GenBank genome assembly.
AUGGUGGAACAAAAUUUAUCUCGACCAUAUGAUUUGGCAUUGGUUCGGCUAAUUUUUGAUUCCAUUGAUGUUGAGUCAAAUUACUUUCAAUCCUCCAUCAGAUCAGUCGCAAGCGCACAUCAUCAACUUCAUUCGCCCGGCGAGAACUCCAUGAGGGAUGAAGAACAGAAUGAUGAUUUCGGUCCGAAUCAACGAGUUGACUUCAACAUUUCAUCUCGAGGUCAAUCUUCAAACGGGAUUAUAAUCACAGAGCUACUGAAUGUUUCAGAUAUUUCUACAGAGGACAUCGCCAUCUGGCAUCCCUACAAGCCGCGAAUCGUCGCUUCCCUCUCACUCAGAUUGGCAUUCAUCGAGAAAAGAGUUGCUUCAAGUUACUCGUGGGCUGGCAUGAUCGACAAAUUUAAUGACAUAAUCGGUAUCGGGGAUAUUAGCAUACUGAUUAAAUGUGAAUUACGAAAUUUGGAAAUUACGUUAUCCCUCAAGAUUCUCGUCUUUGUGAUGGACAGUAAACAAGCGGGGUCGCGUCCCUGGAAAAUUAACCAGGUCAACGUGGCAAAUUUAGAAGAUUGCUCCCCUUACACUACAAACAUCACCUCAAAUACCUCCAAAUUCGAAAGACCAUUAGAUUCAGCUGUUGAGCAGAAAUCCUUACAACAGGAUGCGAAGCAAAGAGUGCUGAAAUACCAACUGCACAUCCGAAAAAAUUCACAGUGUCCUCCUGAUGAUACUCUCCCUACACCUUUGCCUCUUGGUGCUCACAGCGGGCUACUGCAAGAAUUGACUUUCGAUCAAGGCAAAGGUCAAUUUCUAUGGGCGUCCGAAAGCUAUCAAGGGAAUUUGAAGAAACGUCGAAUGAAUGGCGGUUCAUCACCGGCUUCUCUCAAGCCCUACGAUACGAAGGUACCUCCGCGAAAUACCGACGAACGUCACCCCUCGAAAACGGUGGCCGAAAUGUGGAGAGAAGAACCGGAAGAGAUUAAGUUGUAUUAUCAGAGGGAAGCUGAUUUGGCUCUCGUGGAGCAUAAGAAGAAAUAUCCUUACUACAAGUAUAAGCCGAAGAAGAAGGAUAGUAAAAAUAAAGGCAACUCGGCACCUUCCUCCACCGACUCAGCCAAAGUUUCGGGCCCCGAAGACCCAAAGGAAGAUUCGCAAGUGCCAAUAGAACACAGGAAACAAGCAUCCAUGGAAUCAGCAUUUACGGUAUUCGAAUUUCGACCAUCGUCCGACAAGCGAGAGGAGAGAGUGGAAGAAGUCGCAACGCCAGAGACUUUCAUGGAAACGCCACCUGUAACGCCAAUUUGGGCCGAUUUUCCUGCGGAAUUGAAUCAAUGUCCUAAUUGCCAUCAUCAAAAAUCUUGGACAGAAGCUACCUUAUCAUUGAUUGACGAGCAAGCACUUUCCUUCAUUCCCGAAUAUCACAAUCUUCAAUCUUAUACACCUUCACUGACUCCCACCCAAGUCCUGGAGAAUUCCAUGACAUCACCCUUUCCCGCGACACUGAACGAGGCCGACUUUUCUCAGUUUAAUGAUGACAUCAGUAACAACAAUGAAAUCAGUAUCCCCGAGAUCACUGCCGACGCUUCGGACGUCAUGGCAUUUCUAUUGACACAGACCAGCAAUUGGAAUUCGACCGAAGAUCUCGCCAGAUACGUCGUUCCCUCUCAGGACGCAACAAUAUUACCUUCCGCCACACUGCCGGAACUCCCACCAACACCAACGAGUCCCGGAAACUUCUUUCCAUACGUAACAAACGUUGAAACCACUCAGUCGAUUCAACAACUCCUCCAGUUACAAACCCAAUUUCAGGAUUCAUAUUUAAACAAUUAA